Oryzias latipes (Japanese medaka) is the source of this 2423-nucleotide messenger RNA. The record is from RefSeq and is a predicted model, not a curated record. NCBI's taxonomy places the organism in Eukaryota, Metazoa, Chordata, Actinopteri, Beloniformes, Adrianichthyidae.
AUGCCUCAGAGGUGGAUUUGGUCUACGUUCUGUGUGGAUCAGGUCUACGUUCUGUGUGGAUCAGGUCUACGUUCUGUGUGGAUCAGGUCUACGUUCUGUGUGGAUCAGGUCUACGUUCUGUGUGGAUCAGGUCUACGUUCUGUGUGGAUCAGGUCUAAGUGGAUCAGGUCUACGUUCUGUGUGGAUCAGGUCUAUGUCCUGUGUGGAUCAGGUCUACGUUCUGUGUGGAUCAGGUCUACGUUCUGUGUGGAUCAGGUCUGUGUGGAUCAGGUCUAUGUUCUGUGUGGAUCAGGUCUACGUUCUGUGUGGAUCAGGUCUACGUUUUGUGUGGAUCAGGUCUACGUUUUGUGUGGAUCAGGUCUACGUUUUGUGUGGAUCAGGUCUAAGUGGAUCAGGUCUACGUUCUGUGUGGAUCAGGUCUACGUUCUGUGUGGAUCAGGUCUACGUUUUGUGUGGAUCAGGUCUACGUUCUGUGUGGAUCAGGUCUACGUUCUGUGUGGAUCAGGUCUACGUUCUGUGUGGAUCAGGUCUACGUUUUGUGUGGAUCAGGUCUACGUUCUGUGUGGAUCAGGUCUGUGUGGAUCAGGUCUACGUUCUGUGUGGAUAAGGUCUAAGUGGAUCAGGUCUACAUUCUGUGUGGAUCAGGUCUACGUUCUGUGUGGAUCAGGUCUACGUUCUGUGUGGAUCAGGUCUACGUUCUGUGUGGAUCAGGUCUACGUUCUGUGUGGAUCAGGUCUGUGUGGAUCAGGUCUACGUUCUGUGUGGAUCAUGUCUGUGUGGAUCAGGUCUACGUUUUGUGUGGAUCAGGUCUACGUUCUGUGUGGAUCAGGUCUGUGUGGAUCAGGUCUACGUUCUGUGUGGAUAAGGUCUAAGUGGAUCAGGUCUACAUUCUGUGUGGAUCAGGUCUACGUUCUGUGUGGAUCAGGUCUAAGUGGAUCAGGUCUACAUUCUAUGUGGAUCAGGUCUACGUUUUGUGUGUAUCAGGUCUUUGGUCUACGUGGAUCACAUCAGGACCACUCUGGAACCACUUCAUGUUUUGGAUCUCAGGUCUUUUGAGCAGCUGCUAAAAACACAAGGAGCAAUAAUCAGCAUUAAAACUCCCAUAAUGCACUGCUGCACGAGCUUAAGGUGAUGCGACAGAAAAACAGACGUUUCUGAGGAUUUCUACAGACCUCCAGCAUCAAAUCGCUUCAUGAUUUCUUUGGGGGUUCUGACAAAAACCAGAGAUCCUCUCAUUUAAAAAAAGACCUGAAGACAACCAGAUAUAAAUUUAACUCUGGUCACGUGACUGAGGAGGCAGAAGCAAAGCAGAUCUCUGCUGCUAUCUGGUGGUCAUUUAAAGGGACUGCAGUUCAUUCACAGCUUCGGUGUCUGCAUCACCAAAAUGAUAAUUUCUCUUUUGUCUUUCCGUUUGUCCCGUAAAAAAACAGAGAUUCCAAAAACACAUCAGUCCACCAGCUUCUUAUGGUUGGAUGAAUAGGUGGAUGUUGUUUCUCUCUAAUUUAAGGAAAACAACCUGAACAAUAAACUGAAUCAGACUCAGAUGUUUAAAUGCGACAUGUAGCACCUUUAUUUUUUAUCAUCAUCAUCGCCGUCUGAGCAGCCCCCCCCCCACCCCCACUGUGCUCCAGCUCUUAGGUCCAGUUUCCCCCCCCCAUGAGAGAGUUCAACAAUCAUGUGUCCAUCAGGAGCUGCGGCAUGGCGGCCAAAGAGCUCCUGAGGAACAUGGACCUGCUCCGAGGUUCCAUCAGGCACUUGAAGGACUCGUGUGGAGGAGCCGCCGCCGCCAUGCUGGAGUGUGAGGAACGCGGUUCCACAUGCAGAGCAGAACGUAAACGUACAUAUCAAAUGGAAAACACAAUCAAACGUACAACGAGGAUUAAAAUCAAAGAAAAUCUGCUGUUAUGAUGACCCCCCCCUCCAUGAAUGACAUUCUUAUAAUACAAGGAAUGGGGGGAGGGGGGUGUCCGGGGUGCUUCAGAGAACUGGUUUGUUCUGGUCCGUCAUGUCAUCGACCCAUCAGAUCAUAGUUUGACGUCGAUCCUGAACAUUUCAAGACAAACGCCACCGUCUGAGGUCACAUGAUCGCUUUGGAAUUCUUUAUCCGAGGAAACGGAAAACGGCAUCAGAGGAAACGACAGACAUGAACACGUGUGUCUGCAGAAGAGUGGACGUGUGGCAGAGACGUUUCUGCAGCUUCAGCACCAGUCGAUAAAAACACACGUGUGCCUCAGCAGACGACGCCUUUGACACGUUUGAGCUCAGCAUGUUAACGUCACGCCAAAGGAAACGCUUUGAGGACAAACGGAGACUAGCAGAGAUGCUAUAGUCUCCGCUAGCAUCUCUGCUACUUUUAAAACGGUUUCCAUCUAUCGCGGUUCAAAAGCAGAACAUUUGAUCCACGAAAAGAACCAAAAGUCAGA